AUUGGGUCAUCGCCCAUGUGUUGAUAUUUAUAUUUAUAGGACUCACUUUGCUUCUCCAAAUUAUCUUUCUUAUUAUUGUAUUCUUUCUGAUCGGAGAAAUAGCGCAAUGGGUUCUCAGGAGGACGACCGAGCAAUCUUGGAGGAGGGUCUUUUGCAGAAUGAAAGCAAUGGACUGUAUACAGGUGAUGGCUCAGUUGACUUCCAUGGGAAUCCUGUCCUCAAGCAAAAUACAGGAAACUGGAAAGCAUGCCCAUUCAUUCUAGGGAAUGAAGGCUGUGAGCGAUUGGCCUACUAUGGGAUUUCAACUAACCUUGUUACUUAUCUUACAAAUAAACUACAUCAAGGAAAUGUAUCAGCUGCUAGAAACGUCACUACUUGGCAAGGAACUUGUUAUCUUACACCCCUCAUUGGAGCUAUACUGGCAGAUGCAUACUGGGGAAGAUAUUGGACAAUUGCUGCUUUUUCAACAAUUUACUUUAUCGGAAUGUGUACAUUAACUCUCUCUGCAUCUGUUCCUGCUCUAAAGCCUGCUGAAUGUGUCGGGUUUAUGUGUCCCCCAGCUUCUGCUGCUCAGUAUAUGGUAUUUUUCCUUGGACUCUAUUUGAUUGCCCUUGGGACAGGUGGAAUCAAACCGUGUGUGUCAUCAUUUGGAGCAGAUCAGUUUGAUGAUACUGAUCCUGCUGAAAGGGUUAAAAAGGGCUCAUUUUUCAACUGGUUUUACUUUUCAAUCAAUAUUGGUGCUCUUAUAUCGAGUAGUUUCCUGGUUUGGAUACAAGACAAUGCCGGGUGGGGUCUAGGGUUUGGCAUCCCUGCAUUAUUUAUGGGCCUUGCUAUUAUAAGUUUCUUUUCUGGCACAAAGCUCUACAGAUUUCAGAAACCGGGAGGAAGCCCAAUUACAAGAAUGUGCCAGGUUUUGGUUGCAUCCUUUCAUAAGCGAGAUCUAAGGGUUCCUGCUGACAGUAAUCUUCUGUAUGAGGUGCGAGACAAAAGUUCUGCCAUUGAAGGAAGUCGCAAGCUGGAACACAGUGAUGAACUGAGAUGCCUUGAUAAAGCGGCUGUCAUCUCUGAUGCUGAGUUGAAAAGCGGGGACUUCUCCGAUCCCUGGAGGCUAUGCACAGUAACUCAGGUCGAGGAAUUUAAGAUUCUUAUCCGAAUGUUCCCAAUAUGGGCUACUGGAAUCGUCUUUGCUGCUGUAUACGCCCAAAUGUCAACAUUAUUUGUGGAACAAGGGACAAUGCUGAACAAGACCAUUGGUUCUUUCCGUAUUCCUCCAGCCUCUCUCUCGACCUUCGAUGUAGUAAGUGUUAUUUUCUGGGUACCUGUGUAUGAUAGAUUCAUAGUCCCAAUUGCAAGAAAAGUCACAGGAAAGGAGAGGGGAUUCACCGAAAUACAGCGGAUGGGUAUCGGCCUGUUCAUAUCGGUUUUAUGCAUGUCAGCUGCAGCCAUGGUAGAGAUCAAACGACUGGAACUUGCAAGAGAACUCGAUUUAGUGCAUAAACCAGAGGCUGUACCACUAAGCAUACUUUGGCAAAUACCACAAUAUUUCUUGCUGGGUGCAGCAGAAGUAUUCACAUUCAUUGGACAGCUUGAGUUUUUCUAUGAUCAAUCUCCAGAUGCCAUGAGAAGUUUGUGUAGUGCAUUGUCUCUAUUGACCACUGCUUUGGGGAAUUACCUCAGUUCCUUCAUUCUAACCAUUGUCACUUACUUGACAACAAGAAAUGGGCAGCCUGGAUGGAUACCAGAUAACUUAAAUGAGGGCCAUUUGGAUUUCUUCUUCUGGCUGUUGGCUGGACUGAGCUUCUUGAACUUGUUGGUUUAUAUUGUCUGCGCCAAACGCUACCGGCCAAAAAAGGCUUCUUAGGGAGCAUUUGGGACAAGGGAUGAAGUUAUGAAGUUUGGGAUAGUUGUGAAUUUCUGGGAUCCAAAAUGUAAGAAGUUUUUAAGAUAUAAAAUUGAUGUUUUUUAGUUGUGGACCUACAAAAUUCUUGGACUAAACAGGAGUGGAGUUCACAACUCUCUAUUUCUCAACUCCUGGCUCAAACAACCCUUUUAAGUAUGAAGGAAGUAGGUGAUGUAACUUGAGUUAUUAUUAUGAUCUAUUGUAUAUAAAUUAUAUACUCCCCCAAUGUCUCUUUCUUUUCUCUUUAAACUUUAAAUUCAUUUUUAUUUUGCAA
Benincasa hispida (wax gourd) is the source of this 2174-nucleotide messenger RNA. Its product is annotated as protein NRT1/ PTR FAMILY 8.3. Gene Ontology annotation, biological process: oligopeptide transport; transmembrane transport. The record is from RefSeq and is a predicted model, not a curated record. Lineage: Eukaryota; Viridiplantae; Streptophyta; Magnoliopsida; Cucurbitales; Cucurbitaceae. Gene Ontology annotation, cellular component: membrane. Gene Ontology annotation, molecular function: transmembrane transporter activity.